Plasmodium vinckei vinckei is the source of this 1740-nucleotide messenger RNA. RefSeq names its product asparagine synthetase [glutamine-hydrolyzing], putative. Gene Ontology annotation, molecular function: asparagine synthase (glutamine-hydrolyzing) activity. The coding region runs from base 1 to 1740 and encodes 579 amino acids. The transcript has 2 exons. The record is from RefSeq and is a predicted model, not a curated record. Gene Ontology annotation, cellular component: cytosol. Lineage: Eukaryota; Apicomplexa; Aconoidasida; Haemosporida; Plasmodiidae.
AUGUGUGGAAUUUUAGCUAUUUUUCAUUCAACUAUUGAAACCAAUCGAUUAAGAAGGAAGGCCUUAAGUUUAUCAAAAAUAUUACGACACCGAGGGCCAGAUUGGAAUGGCGUAGUUGUCGAAGAAAACCAAGAUGGAACAACAAACGUAUUAACCCAUGAAAGAUUAGCAAUUGUAGAUGUAUUAUCAGGACACCAACCAUUAUAUGAUGACACAAAAGAAAUAUGUUUAACUAUUAAUGGAGAAAUAUAUAAUCAUUUAGAAUUAAGAAAGUUAGUAAAACAAGAUGUUUUAGAUGCAUUAAAAAGUAAAUCAGAUUGUGCUAUUAUUCCAAACUUAUAUAAAAUAUAUAAAGAAAAAUUACCUUCUAUGUUAGAUGGUAUAUUUGCAGGAGUUAUUAGUGAUAAAAAAUAUAAUACAUUUUUUGCAUUUAGAGAUCCUAUAGGAAUAUGUCCACUUUAUAUAGGUUAUGCAGCAGAUGGCUCAAUAUGGUUUGCAUCUGAAUUUAAAGCAUUAAGGGUAUAUUGUGUAAGAUAUGUAGCAUUCCCACCUGGUCAUUAUUAUAUGUGUAAUAAUGGAAAAGGUGAAUUUGUUAGAUAUUAUAGUCCCAACUGGUGGAAAUUAGAUAGCCCUAUACCCAAUACUAAAAUCGAUUUAGAAAAAAUACGUACUACUUUAGAAAAUGCAGUAAUUAAAAGAUUAAUGGGUGAUGUACCAUUUGGAGUUUUAUUAUCUGGUGGUUUAGAUUCAUCUAUAAUUGCAUCUAUAAUUUCAAAAUAUUUAAAAUCAAUAAAAAAUGGCACUACUGAUAAUACUAAUGGAACAUGUAAUGGAAAUAAUAAUUUAAACACUUUAAAAAGUUUUUCUAUUGGAUUAAAAGGUUCUCCUGAUUUAAAAGCAGCUAAAGAAGUUGCCGAUUUUUUAAACACUGAUCAUACAGAAUUUCAUUUUACAGUUGAUCAAGGUAUUGAUGUAUUACAUGAUGUUAUAUAUCACAUUGAAACAUAUGAUAUAACAACGGUUCGUGCAUCUACACCUAUGUAUAUUCUUUCAAGGUUAAUAAAAAGUAGCUGUAUUAAAAUGGUUUUAAGUGGUGAAGGAUCCGAUGAAAUAUUUGGUGGAUACUUAUAUUUUCAUAAAGCACCAAAUGCCGAAGAAUUCCACAGAGAAUUACAAAGAAAAAUACAUGAUCUACAUAUUUAUGAUGUCUUACGAGCAAAUAAAUCUACUAUGGCUUUUGGUAUAGAAGCAAGAGUACCAUUUUUAGAUUUAGAAUUUUUAGAUUUAGCUAUGAAUAUAGAUCCAAAAGAAAAAAUGUGCUCAAAUAAUAAAAUUGAAAAAGAUAUUUUAAGAAGAGCUUUUGCUGGAUAUUUACCUGAUAAUAUUCUUUACAGACAAAAAGAACAAUUUUCGGAUGGUGUUGGUUAUAAUUGGAUUGAUGGAUUAAAAGAACAUGCAGAAAAAAAAAUAUCAGAUGCUCAAUUUUCUAGAGCUCCUUUCCUUUUUCCAUAUAAUACACCAAAAACAAAAGAAGCAUAUUUAUACCGAUGUAUAUUUUAUCAAUGCUUUCCUGAACAAUGUGCUCAAGAAUUUGUACCAGAGGGCCCAUCUAUAGCUUGCUCUACAAGCAAGGCAAUUGAAUGGGAUGAACAAUUCAAAAUAAAUCCUGACCAAUCAGGUAGAUAUGUUUUGAAUAUACACAAACAUUCAAAGACUCUUGAGGAUAUAAAAGCCGCCUAA